Clarias gariepinus (North African catfish) is the source of this 3755-nucleotide messenger RNA. RefSeq names its product sema domain, seven thrombospondin repeats (type 1 and type 1-like), transmembrane domain (TM) and short cytoplasmic domain, (semaphorin) 5A (gene sema5a). The transcript has 23 exons. Lineage: Eukaryota; Metazoa; Chordata; Actinopteri; Siluriformes; Clariidae. Gene Ontology annotation, molecular function: chemorepellent activity; semaphorin receptor binding. The record is from RefSeq and is a predicted model, not a curated record. The coding region runs from base 189 to 3422 and encodes 1077 amino acids. Gene Ontology annotation, biological process: axon guidance; semaphorin-plexin signaling pathway; positive regulation of cell migration.
ACUCGGAUCACACUCUCACACUCCUCUAUCAGGAUUACUGCAGCCCUGAGCCGCUUCCCUCUCUCCUCUCGUCUUCUUCCUCCUCUGCUCUAGAUGAUCCCUUUUCCCGCCACUGAUCUAUCGGAUUCAGAUGCGCAGUGCUGCGUUGGCUGCCUCUAACCGCAGUGUGUUGAGUCUCGGUGAGGCCGAUGGCGCCCCGUGUUUCGGGAUUCGGCCCGGCCCGCUUCCUGGUUCUGCUGCUCCUAAUGCCUGGAAAAAUGUCCCAUUGGGGUGUAGUGAUGGCCACAGAGUCACCCUGCCACCGAGCUGAGCAUCCAUUCAUCUCACACACAGAAAUUGAGCCGUGGCUUCAUCGUUUCGGUGCUGAGGGCACGGUGGAUUACUCACAGCUGACCUUCGACCCUGGGCAGAACGAGCUGAUUGUGGGGGCGAGAAAUCACCUCUUCAGGCUGCAUUUGGAGGAUCUCUCAUUGAUCCAGGAGGCAGAGUGGCAUUGUGAUGAGUUCACCAAAGGUGCCUGUUUCAGUCGAGGGAAAUCAGAGGAAGAAUGCCAGAAUUACAUCCGUGUUCUUCUGGUGAAUGGAGAUCGACUUUUCACCUGUGGCACAAAUGCCUUCACUCCAAUUUGUACCAAUCGCACAUUGACCAACCUAACAGAGAUCCAUGACCAGAUCAGUGGAAUGGCUCGAUGUCCCUACAACCCCCUGCAUAACUCCACAGCACUUAUUACCUCUAGUGGAGAGCUCUAUGCUGCUACUGCUAUGGACUUUUCUGGCCGAGAUCCUGCAAUUUAUCGUAGCCUAGGAGGUCUUCCCCCUCUCCGAACAGCACAGUACAACUCUAAAUGGCUUAACGAACCCAACUUUGUGUCCUCAUAUGACAUUGGAAACUUCACAUACUUCUUUUUCCGGGAGAAUGCGGUGGAGCAUGAUUGUGGGAGGACUGUGUUUUCCCGUGCUGCACGUGUGUGUAAGAAUGACAUCGGUGGACGGUUCUUAUUGGAGGACACCUGGACCACAUUCAUGAAGGCAAGACUAAAUUGCUCAAGGCCCGGGGAAAUCCCUUUCACCUAUAACGAGCUGCAAGGAACCUUCUUCCUACCAGAGCUUGAGCUGCUAUAUGGCAUCUUCACCACUAAUGUGAACAGCAUUGCUGCCUCGGCAGUGUGCGCCUUCAACCUGAGCGCCAUUACCCAAGUGUUCAGUGGGCCUUUUAAAUAUCAAGAGAACUUGCGUUCAGCAUGGCUACCCUAUCCAAACCCCAACCCGGACUUCCAGUGUGGAACAAUAGAUUAUGGUUCCUACGUGAACCUAACCGAGAGGAACCUGCAAGAUGCUCAGAAGUUCAUCCUGAUGCACGAAGUAAUUCAACCCAUCACCCCUGUGCCCUACUUCAUGGAGGAUAACGUCCGUUUCUCUCAUGUUGCCGUAGAUGUCGUGCAGGGAAAAGAUGCUCUCUACCACAUCAUCUAUUUGGCAACAGAUUAUGGCACUAUUAAGAAGGUUCUCUCUCCGCUUAACCGAACCACAGGCAGCUGUUUGCUGGAUGAGAUUGAGCUUUUUUCCUCCAGGAGGAGAGAGCCGAUCCUGAGCCUACUCAUCCUGCAGAGCCGCAGCGAGCUUUUUGUCGGGGUCAGAGAUCAGGUUAUCAAAAUCCCGCUCAUGCGCUGCAAUUUCCACAAAUCCAGAGAGGCAUGUGUUGGAGCGAGGGAUCCGUACUGUGGGUGGGAUCUGGUGUUAAAGAAGUGCACCAUGCUGGAGGAGAGUGUGAGCAUGAGUCAGUGGGAGCAGAGCAUCACUCACUGCCCUGUAAAGAAUGUGACAGUAGAUGGUCACUUUGGCCCCUGGUCCAGUUGGAGUCCUUGCAGUCACAGUGAUGGAGGAAGUGCUGGCUUGUGUCAGUGUCGAACCCGUGUCUGUAACAGCCCCAGUCCUCAAUGUGGAGGAAAACAGUGCCAAGGCAGCAAUGUGGAGGUGGCCAACUGCUCUAGAAAUGGAGCCUGGACACCAUGGACAUCCUGGUCCUCAUGCAGUACGAGCUGUGGCAUCGGCUUCCAGGUGCGUCAGCGCUCCUGCAGUAACCCGACGCCGCGGCAUGGGGGACGGGUUUGCGUCGGUCAGAACCGCGAGGAGAGGUACUGUAAUGAGCAUCUGCCAUGCCCCCCGCAUAUCUAUUGGUCAGCCUGGUCACCAUGGGAACGUUGCACAGUGCCAUGUGGUGGUGGCAUCCAAUCCCGUCGCCGGGUCUGUGAAAAUGGAAACGAAUGUCCUGGAUGCAGUAUGGAAUACCAGUCAUGCAAUACUCUCCCCUGUCCUGAUCUAAAGAAAACAACACCCUGGACCCCUUGGACCCCUGUGAACAUUUCAGAUAAUGGAGGCCAUUACGAGCAGCGAUUCCGCUACACGUGUAGGGCACGAGUGGCCGAGCCGAACAUGCUCGAGGUUGGGAGGCAGAGAAUUGAGAUGCGCUAUUGCUCCAGUGAUGGCUCCACUGGCUGCUCCACCGAUGGAGACGUGCUCCGAUCUGGCCGUAUCUCCGGGCUCACAGUGAAUGGAGGCUGGUCGGUCUGGAGCUCAUGGACCCAAUGCAGCCGUGACUGCAGCUCUGGAGUGCGCAGCCGCAAGCGAACUUGCACAAACCCCAAACCAAAAUAUGGAGGGACAACGUGUUCUGGGCCUGCGCAGGAAUACCAGGAGUGUAACACAACACCAUGCCCAGUGGAUGGAAGCUGGUCAUGUUGGUCUUCUUGGUCCAGAUGUUCGGCCACGUGUGGCGGAGGGCACUACAUCCGCACACGUUCAUGCAGUAACCCUCCACCUGCUUAUGGAGGAGACAUCUGCCUAGGCUUACACACUGAAGAAGCUCUGUGUAACACACAGCCUUGUCCAGAGAGUUGGUCUGACUGGUCUGAAUGGUCCCAUUGUGACUCAUCCGGAUCUCAGAUUCGUCUUCGUCACUGUGACGUUCUGUUUCCUACUGGGAAUCAGUGUUCUGGAAAUAGCAGCGAAGUCCGUGCCUGCCUGUCUGACUCCAACUUUAUCCCAGAGAUCUCUGUAGCACACUCAAGUCAUACGGAGAGACGCUGUGGAGAUUUCAACGUAUUUCACAUGAUUGCUGUGGGCUUGAGCAGCUCCAUUCUCGGCUGUUUGGUCACUCUACUGGUCUACACCUACUGUCAAAGAUAUCAACAGCAAUCCCAUGAUGCAACAGUGAUCCAUCCCAUUUCUGCUGCACCUCUUAACACCAGCAUCACCAACCACAUCAACAAACUGGACAAAUAUGAUACAGUGGAAGCCAUUAAGGCUUUCAACAAGAACAACUUGAUCCUGGAGGAAAGAAAUAAAUACUUUAACCCUCAAUUAACUGGAAAAACCUACACCAACGCCUAUUUCACGGACGUCAACACCUAUGAUGACUAUUAAUCCCAGUGUUAUAUGACCAGCACUGCUUAAUUUGCAAUUCCACCACCGUGAACGAUUCAUGGAGCCUUCCUAAUUUCCUCAUGGCUUGCAUUGCUGUAUGAUGUUUUAUGUGGGACCAUUUUAACAUCACACGUCAGUAAACCCUCAUCAAACCAUCAUCAACUCUAACAAGGACAUUGUGUUCUUCUGGUGUGUGGACAUUACUGCGCAACAGCAAAAGGAUAUCUCCAAGAUGGAGAACUGUUUAAAAAAAAAAAACGUUGAAAUGGGAUCCGAUUCCUAUAUAAACUCUUCAAGAAAGACCUUGUUGCUUUUUGCAUGAAUUUCAUCUUA